Messenger RNA from Kickxella alabastrina, 1229 nucleotides. Its product is annotated as glutathione S-transferase. The transcript has a single exon. Lineage: Eukaryota; Fungi; Kickxellomycota; Kickxellomycetes; Kickxellales; Kickxellaceae. Gene Ontology annotation, cellular component: cytoplasm. Gene Ontology annotation, molecular function: glutathione transferase activity. The record is from RefSeq and is a predicted model, not a curated record. Bases 192 to 1172 code for a protein of 326 amino acids.
CUUCCCCAAUAUAUAAAAGCGGCAACACGCGCUGCAAGAUAAACGAAUUAAUUUACACUGUAAUUAGCCUGUUUUCUGCCUUUCUUUUAGUACUUACGCUCACUCACCUCAUUUAUUGCAGACACUUUCAUUUUCUGCUUAGAAUAGCACACCUCACCAUCCAUUUAUCCAAUUAUUGCCGCCCAUACGCAAUGUCGUCGACUUCAACACCUCCGAUUAUCACCAAGUGGGCCUCGAAAGACGGCGAGUUCCACCGCCAGGUCUCCAGUUUCCGCAGCUUCGUCGAGCCCAGCGCCGCCGCCGAGUUCCCGGCUGAGUCUGGCCGCUAUCAUUUGUACGUCAGCUACGCGUGCCCGUGGGCGCACCGCACACUUAUUGUGCGGCAGCUCAAGGGCCUGGAGGACGUCAUCAGCAUCUCGGUGGUGCACUACCUGAUGGGCCCCAAUGGCUGGGAGUUUGCGUCGCCCGACGACGUGCCCGGCGCGACCCUGGACGAUGUUACAGGCGCCAAGUACAUACGCGAGGUCUACCUCAAGGCCGAGCCCAGCUACUCGGCGCGCUUCACAGUCCCCGUGCUGUGGGACAAGAAGCGGCAGACCAUUGUCAACAACGAAAGCUCCGAAAUCAUCCGCAUGCUCAAUACAGCCUUUGAUGACUUGGUCGCACCCGAGUACCGCGGGAUCACGUUUUACCCCGAGGACCUGCGCGUCCAGAUCGACGAGAUCAACGAAUGGAUUUAUGACACGGUCAACAAUGGCGUCUACAAAUCAGGGUUUGCCGUUUCGCAGGACGCGUACGAGCGGAACUGCCGCGCACUGUUCGAGUCACUCGAGCGCAUCGAGCGCAUUCUCGCUGAGAGAGAGUUUUUGCUGGGCUCGCGGCUGACCGAGGCCGAUCUGAGGCUGUUUACGACGAUCGUGCGCUUUGACCCGGUGUACCACGGCCACUUCAAGUGCAACCUCAAGCAGAUUGGCACCGGGUACCCGAACAUUCUGCGCUGGACGCGCGAGAUCUACCAGCUGCCAGGAAUCAAGGGCACGGUCAACAUGGAGCACAUCAAAAAGCACUACUACAUGAGCCACACUCAGAUCAACCCGACCCAGGUCGUGCCCCUGAGCGAUGGCCCCAAUCUCGACAGCCCCGAGGUCAGGCCGGCAUCUCGCCCGUACUGAUGAAUAUAUAUAUUUAAUUUUUAUAAUAUAUUUAACGUGUGGCCGAAUGUACAGACU